AUGGUACUUGAUGCGGUGGUUGUCUUCUGGGCCAUCCUCUUCGAGGUCCGCUUUAACCGCAGCAGUGCAAGGUUGGCGCAGGUGUGGGGCAUGAGCGCCUGGAAUCUCGUACGUCUCAUGUCAAGCAGAGACAGCAACCUGAAGACGCUCGACGAGAAGCUGGUCGGCAGGUCCAGGGAGCGCUUCGGCAACGUCGUGGCGGCCUUAUGUACGUUGUCGUACUGCACCAUGCUCAUCAUCGGCGUCGCUGCAAUGAAGAUGAAUACGAGUGUGUUGGGCCAGGGUGCUAUGGACUGGGCAAUCUCCCUCGUGGUAAGGGUAGGAAGGUGGCUCUGGGGUAAAUUUGCACCAAUUCUCACUCGGUGGGAGAACCACAAGACGCAGCAGCGCUUCGACGAUGAGCUCUUUCCCAGGCUUGCGACCUUCAACGCUUUCUGCGUUCUCUGGCCUAGGUUGAGCAUAUUCUUGUUCGACAAGAUCACGAUGGCCUACUGCGGAGACAGCUUCUGGCAGCGGUGGAGGCAGCGUACGGGCCCCUGUCUGAGCAGGGUCGCGCCGACGGGUACGUCCAGUGGCCUCAGGGACCGCACGCUGGAGAGGCGGGCAUGCUCAACGAGUCCACCUUCGAGGAGAAGCUGA
Molecule: messenger RNA, 639 nt
Organism: Prorocentrum cordatum
Lineage: Eukaryota; Dinophyceae; Prorocentrales; Prorocentraceae
Source: the annotation of a GenBank genome assembly